GGCUUAUUACUUGACUGAGGUGGAAAGCUAAAGUGAACAGCGAGAACACUGGACGAUAACAUACUUUUACUUUGGCCGUUGAAUAUGGAAUAAACAAAAUAACAAUUUUGUGUUUGACCGGAUAGUUAACUUUCAAGGUAUAAUCUUAUAGUGUAUAGGUUGGCUCACAUAAUGACAAGUGAACUGAAUGGAAAUGUUGGUUCCGUACCUCACCUGAACGCGAGUCAGAAUGAGAAUGACAGAGUGGACCAGUAUGGAUUUGAGCUUUCUGAGCAGGCUGGCUCCAACGAGGAGGUAAUGAAUGAAUAUGUGGCGGUACUUUCUAGAAGGUCUGCCAGGUGGUCAAAGCUCCUGAAGAGGAAAGAUCAGGUGGAGAAAAACACAAAGGUGAAGCGCUUUGUGCGUAAAGGCGUACCCAAAGAUCACAGGGCGAGGAUCUGGAUGGCGAGCAGCGGCGCCCAGGAACAGCUGGAAAAGAACCCAGGUUACUACCACUCUCUCCUGGCCGCUGAGCACGAGGCCAAGCUGGAGGAAACCAUUCGCACAGACAUGCACAGGACAUUUCCAGACAAUGUGCAGUUCAGGAACACCACAGAGCCUUGUCUACAGAAGGCCCUGUUCAAUGUGCUACUGGCCUAUGGCCACCACAACCAGGCUGUGGGGUACUGCCAGGGCAUGAAUUUUAUUGCAGGUUACCUUAUUAUUGUCACUAAGGAUGAAGAGAAGUCCUUCUGGCUGAUGGAUGCCUUACUGGGCAGGAUACUCCCUGACUACUACUGCCCUGAUAUGCUGGGUCUGAAAACAGAUCAGGAGGUUCUAGCGGAGCUGCUGCAGGAAAAGGCCCCAGCCGUGUCUGGGGGUCUGGGCCAGUAUCCUGGCAUCUGGACCCUGGUUCUGUCCCGCUGGUUCAUCUGCCUCUACAUAGACGUUCUGCCCGUGGAGACGGUUCUGCGUAUCUGGGACUGCCUGUUCUACGAGGGUUCUAAGAUCCUGUUCCGCGUGGCCCUGACCCUGAUCCUACACCACCAGGCGGAGAUCCUGGCCGCACGCUCUCUGCCUGAGGUGUGCGAGUGCUUCAAAGCCAUCACCAGGACGCAGUUCACCAUGGAUUGCCACACCUUCAUGCAGAAAAUCUUCACAGAACCUGGACGUCUCUCCAUGGCAACCAUAACCAACCUGCGCAAGACCUGCCAAGAACAUAUUUUGUCUGAGGAGUCCAAGUUAAAACCUUAACCCCUUGACCUCACUUCCUGUACACUCAGUGGUUAAGCCAAACUUUCUCUCCUUAGCUGGCGUUGUUGUCACACACCACGUGACCUGUUUUAAACUUCCUUCUUAACAGACUCCAUUGUUAUGAGACUGAUUAGGCUUAGUCUAGAUCUAGAACUGAGUGGCCAUCUGUGAUGAAUCUCAGUUUAUUUGACAUGUGUAUCUUAUGUAUGAAGUUAUCUUAUACAAAUAUGACUGCAUUAGUCUAGGACUAGGUUUACUCUGUGGAAGAGUAUCAAGGUGAGAGCUUUAGACAAUCUAGUACGCUGUCCAGUGGCACUUAUCUCCUCUGUGCCUGAUAGUGCCAGUGUCCUGUAUAUCUGGUACUACACUGACAGGAGUCCAACGUCCUGCCUUCUGACUGUAGAAAUGACAUGUCAAAUCCAUGAUGUAGCGUGAGCGUUGGGGUUGAUUACCUGCUGUAGUUCUUGUGCAGAUGAGACCAGAAAAUGACUCAGGAUCUGACUUCUUUGAGGUUAUCUCCUGUAGCUUUUCUUUAUCUCGUGAACUAGGAUGUUUUUUUGUACGCUUUUGUAUGAGUAAAUGUCUGUAGCAGUGCUUUGAAAAUGAAAGGAUCUCUAAUAGUACUGAAGAUGUUGUCUGAUGACCCAACAGGAGUGUGGUCUCUGAUCAGAUCAAAUGUUGUUCACUCAUGGUGACCUGUAAUAUCCACCCUGACAAACAGAAAUAUAUGUAGGAUUUUUUCUUUUCACUUUAUUCAUUUCAGCCUUUUAAAAGUAAAAAUGAAUUAAAACCCUAUUAAUUGUUAGCAAUGGACAUCAUAUGUGGGGCAGAAUGUUUUUUUGUUUUUUACACUUCCCCUUUCCACUCCAAAUAAAGCAUCUUCUAUUAUCAAGUCAAAUGCUCAGGCAAAUCUAUUCACCAAACGUCCCUGGCUCAGCUGCACACAGCGUCCAGAGGGAAACAGGAUUGGGAGUGUAGGAUUCAGGAACAUGACAAUCCCACA
This is a messenger RNA of Osmerus eperlanus (European smelt), 2236 nucleotides long. RefSeq names its product growth hormone-regulated TBC protein 1-A-like. The record is from RefSeq and is a predicted model, not a curated record. The coding region runs from base 172 to 1233 and encodes 353 amino acids. Lineage: Eukaryota; Metazoa; Chordata; Actinopteri; Osmeriformes; Osmeridae. The transcript is spliced from 8 exons.